AGUAGUAGGAGAACUUGAAGCGCGCGGUGAUCAGUUCGAAUUUAGCGUUUCGCGGCGAAACAAGUCGAAUAGUCGCGUUUCGAUUUUUUUGUGUGGUGUUCGUUUCUGAUUGUUUGCGUCGUCGACGAUGACACGCCAGUGCCAGAAAACGUGCAGGUGAAACAUUAUUAUAAGAGGAAAUAUUCUGUUAACUAUACUUCCGGUGUUCUUCGUACUUAGUGUUCUUCGAAGGUAAUCAACAAUUCACGUGGAACGACGAUUUUUGAGUAACAGGAUUCUGAUCAUUGUGAAAUAAGGAUACAGAAGAAAGAUAAUGAUCUUGGUGUAUAGCGAAAGUGGAUUUCAUGAUAGUAUGAUUGGUCCGAAGAGGACGGAUGUGUGCGAUUUUCAUCGUUAAAAUUGAACACGAAUUUCAGCGUGAAGACGCGGAUGAUUACUUAAGAAGAGGGACGGAUGUCUGUGUUAUUAGACUAAAUGUGGAACAAUCUGACUUGUGUGGACGAUUUCUUGAACCGAGCCUUUCACAAAUUAGGUCUAGUAGUUGGCCAUCAUCCCGGUUAUUUCGUCAUAGUUCCAGUUCUCCUGGCCUGCAUCUGCUUUACCGGAUAUCAGAGGAUCCAUUACGAGAUAGAUCCGGAAUACCUCUUUUCUCCGAUUAAUGGACCAAGCAAAACGGAAAGGGCGAUUGUCGAACAGUACUUUAAAGUCAAUUAUAGUCACAGAUUCAAUCUAGGUCGCAUCACUAGGCCAGGUCGAUUCGGGCAUGUGAUUAUCACAUCUAAGGAUGGAAAUGAAAAUCUAUUGAGAACAGUGGUAUUCAACGAGCUCAGAGAACUGGAUAAGACUAUAAGAAAUACGAAAGCGAUGUACGAAGGAGAAGAAUUUAAUUAUAGUCAAAUUUGUGCUAGAUGGUUAGACACAUGCUUCAACAACGAUAUUCUAGAUCUACAUCAUAUUAUAGAGUUUGUGGAGAAGAAAGAGCUCAAUCUGACGUUUCCUGUCACGCUGAAUCCUGUCACCUGGGAUUUUUACAUAUUGCCGGUCUAUUUUGGAGGAAGUGUGAUCGACAAAGAUUUAAUGAUCGAGUCUGUACCCUCUAUGCAAUUGGCCUACUUUCUCACAGCUGACAAUGCUCGUCAAGAUGCGAUAGGAGCAGCCUGGGAAGAAGCAUUCCUGGAGACAUUGAGAAAAGUGGAAGAGGAGAACAUUUUCAAACACAUUACCACUGCCAGGUUUGCGUCUAGGACUUUGGAACUAGAACUGGAAGAGAACACCAAAACCAUAGUGCCUUAUUUUUCGAGCACAUUCAUAUUGAUGGCUCUGUUCUCUGUGGUCACUUGCAUGAUGACCGAUUGGGUGCGCAGCAAACCAUGGCUGGGACUUCUUGGCAAUGUUUCCGCUGCGAUGGCAACGGUGGCAGCUUUUGGUCUUUGUAUAUACCUAGGUGUCGAUUUCAUUGGUCUCAAUUUAGCUGCACCUUUUCUCAUGAUUGGUAUUGGAAUAGAUGACACGUUUGUGAUGCUAGCUGCUUGGAGACGAACCAGUAUAAUGAAACCGGUACCUGAAAGAAUGGCUGCGACUCUUAGCGAAGCUGCUGUCUCGAUUACCAUUACUUCCUUGACUGACAUGAUAUCGUUCUUCAUUGGCAUUCUCUCACCCUUUCCCUCUGUUCAAAUUUUCUGUAUUUAUUCAGGAUUCGCCGUAGUCUUCACCUUCGUGUUUCACCUGACCUUCUUCACAGGCUGUGUAGCCAUCAGUGGCUAUUGCGAGCAAAAGAAUCUUCAUAGUGUAGUAUGUUGCAAGGUGCAACCUCUCUCCAAGUCUUCAAACAGAUCUUGGUUCUAUAGAGCAUUAUGCACCGGGGGCGUGGAUCCAGACGAUCCUUAUAAUCCUACCGACAACCCGGAACACGGAUGCAUGAGUUGGUUCCGGGAUUAUCUGGCCGCCGCGUUGAAUUGCAGACCCAUCAAAAUCAUUGUAAUUCUGAUAUUCGGCUGCUAUCUAGCCGGCGCUCUUUACGGGCUGACAACUCUUCGGGAGGGCUUGGAUCGACGCAAGCUCUCCAAGAAUGACUCUUAUUCGAUUGUUUUCUAUGACCGUCAAGAUUACUAUUUUCGAGAAUUCCCAUAUAGAAUACAGGUGGUAGUAAGCGGAGAAUAUAAUUACAGCGACCCAGUGAUUCAGGAACAGAUGGAGAAUUUAACUCGAUCCUUGGAGGCCAGCAAAUACAUCAGCAGCGCUCCUAUCUACACGGAGAGCUGGCUGAGAAAUUUUCUCAGCUACGCCAACAACAGUGCGACCGACGUAGAUAUCGAAGACGAGAAAAGUUUCAUCAAAGAAUUAAAAGACACUUGGUUGUCCCCUAAAAGUAGCUUUUCCUUGGAUGUGAAGUUCGACCCGAGCGAAGAACACAUUAUAGCCAGCAGAUUUCUCAUUCAAGCGGUGAAUGUAAGCGGGACCAAUCAGGAGAAAGACAUGGUGAAAGAGCUCCGUCAGAUUUGCGCUCAAUCUCCAUUGAACGCCAGCGUGUUCCAUCCCUACUUUGUGUUCUUCGACCAAUUCGAACUUGUUAAACCCACUAGUAUUCAAUGUAUGGUGUUUGGUGCCCUUGUCAUGAUGCUCAUCAGCUUCAUCUUUAUCCCCAAUGUAAUGUGUUGCCUCUGGGUUGCUUUUUGUAUCAUUUCAAUCGAAUUGGGAGUCGCUGGUUACAUGGCUCUGUGGGAUGUAAGCCUAGACAGCAUAUCCAUGAUUAAUCUUAUCAUGUGUAUAGGUUUCAGCGUCGAUUUCACUGCUCACAUUUGCUACGCCUAUAUGAGCUCCAAACAGAAGACACCGGAGGACAGAGUGAAAGAAAGUUUGUACAGUCUUGGCCUUCCCAUAGUACAAGGGGCCACCUCUACGAUCCUUGGAUUAAUAGCCUUGGUCCUUGCUGGAACGUACAUUUUUAUGGUAUUCUUCAAGAUGGUGUUCCUGGUGAUAUUUAUCGGAGCCAUGCACGGAAUGUUCCUACUUCCUGUCUUGUUAUCAUUAUUCGGCCCUUCAUCUUAUCACGAUGACAAAACGGACAAAACGGAUAAAACUCAACAGAGGAAGAUUUCAGAGAAGGAUCUAAAUUGCGAACUCCAACAUCCUUACGUGAUUCCACAUCCAACUUUGACUUAUUAUCAUCAUUCUUCCGAUAAGAAUUUUCAAGGCAGCCCCGCAACCAGUUUAGCUGCGUUCGACGAUAGGGAUCCUGGAUUGGGGACCAGCGAGGACAGCAAUUCCACGGAAAGUGGAUCGUCCCAAAGCAGAAGAAAGGAGGGUCAGUUGGAACAAGAAAAUCAAAGGCGGCACGAUGUCUGCAGAAAAUCCAUAGGUGUCCUCUAUGGAAUGUCUCAGUUUCAAACCGCUUCAUCACCAGCUGCACCACCUCCGGAUUAUUCUGGAACACUUCCAGAACCAGUUCCAAAUGAGCAGGAGCGACGAGCGGUUAGGACAGUAUCUUAUGUAGGACCAUAUCCGGCUCAAAGGCCCGCGAAUCAAUUACACAGAGAUCAUAGAAGAAGUAGAUCGUACCAUAAUCUUCAUUACUCGUCGAGGUACCUGAGUGAUUCGCGUUAUCCUUAAUGAUAUCUUUCAAUGAAGAGUAAUAAGUGUUAAACAGCCUUUGUACGGUUUGCGCAGAGAAGUAACAAAUUUAAAGUUUUUCUUGGAAGGAAGUCAAUAUCUUGAAUUUUCCUUUCUGCUCUUAGGAUAAUUAUUGGAGAUAUGAUUUAUAUAUAUAUUUUUUUUUUUUUUUGACUAUUGAUUCUCUUUAUGGUUGUAAAUAUAAAUUGGUGUCUGAAAGAUCAGUGAAUCAUUUGGUUUUUUCUUUUGUUGAAGAAAGGAUCUUUUCUCGUGGAGAAAAUUCCACGAGUCGUGUUCUAUUUUGGAAAGAGACUUGAGUGAGUUUGGAAGAGACUAUUUUUCAAGUGUAAGUUUUAAAAAAACUGUCGGAGGAACUAUAUCAUAAAAAGUUAGAACAUAAUAGAUAAAAUUACAUCAGCCUGUAUUUUUAAAAUCUUUUAAAUCUGUUUCUUUGUGGUUAAAUUAAAGAAAAGAAAAAAAAAAAAAAAGAGAAAGAAUGAAAAUAGAUUGUAGUCGUGGAAUUUUAAAAAUUUAGGCUGACGCGAUUAAAACUGUGAAUUUGAUACAUUUUUACUUUGAGCUGUAUGCAUGAUAAUGAAUUUUUUCUCCAUUAGUUUCGUGAAAAUUUUAGGAUAGUAGAAAUCUAACUAUAUCAGCAGGCAAGUGCAGUUAUCGCGCACAAGUUAGUCAAAGAUCGUGGAAAAUAACAAGAAUGAUUCUUCACGAUCUAUGGAUAGUGUGUAAGAAUUAAUCUGCUCAAUAGAAAUCAAAACCAAAACGCAACAGCAGGGAGAGCCAAUUUUUUAAACACAAAAUUUGAAGAAUCUGUCGUGCCUUAUUAUGAAAUAUGUUCUUGAUGAAAAAGAAGAAGAAAAUAAAAUUUUUGUGAAAUAAGAUAAUAAUUUUAAUUGCACAAAAGAGAAAUGAAAUCAAAUGGUGUCAUCAAAAAUUUUUACAAGCACACGUGAAUCAAGUUCAAUUCUCCACCAGUGUUUCUCUUCUUCGUUAUUUGAUCGUCCAUUUGUGUUAAAAUAUCGUGACACAUGGAUGUAUAGUAUGAUUGCAGGUCAAUUUGUACGCGCAAAGGAAAUAAUGUUUGCUCAUCUAUUUUGAAAAUUUUUUAACAAUAGUUUGAGAAAUUAGAAACUCGCAUAAAAGUUUCUAUUCAGAAAACAAUAGUAAAGUAAAAUGUAAAUUACAUAUAUUAAAUGUUGGAAGAAUUGCAUGCUAUUCUUUAUACAAUAGACAAGAGGAUUUCAGUCUUGGUAAAAGCUUUUAAUUGCAUAGUAUUAAAACGAAUUCGAUUAAUUGUUAAAAAAAAAAAUUGUAUGCAUAUUUAUCUAUAAUUUUUAAAUGGAUGAAAUAAACGAUGUAUCCUGAGCGUUCAGCACAAUUUUUUCUGUAUAGCACUUAUGCGUGGGUGUGGAUGAAUGAGAGGAAUGUAAUAAAUAUUAAGUAUUAUCAAACUGGCAGUUGCCAUUGAAAAAUUCUUGUAAACGAAA
This is a messenger RNA of Apis laboriosa (Himalayan honeybee), 5111 nucleotides long. RefSeq names its product patched domain-containing protein 3 (gene Ptr). Gene Ontology annotation, cellular component: cytoplasmic vesicle membrane; plasma membrane. The record is from RefSeq and is a predicted model, not a curated record. The transcript has 10 exons. Lineage: Eukaryota; Metazoa; Arthropoda; Insecta; Hymenoptera; Apidae. Bases 475 to 3609 code for a protein of 1044 amino acids.